UUAAGGUUAUAUCACCUCUCACCACUAUCACCAAAGAAAUAAACUAUCCAGUCAAGAAUGGCACUUCUCAACUCGGUCUCUGUAUCACUUCUCCUGCUACUCACGCUUUCUGUAUCACUAUCAGACCCAUUAUACCAGCAUUGUGAGACCACAGGCAACUACACCACCAACAGCACCUACGAGUCCAAUCUCUCCAAACUCCUCACCUUCCUCUCCACCAAAGGCUCAAUUGAAGGAUUCUCCAAGAAAUCCAUAGGUAACACACCUAACCAAGUCUAUGGCAUGGUCCUCUGCCGAGGAGACAUAAACACGACUGAGUGCCGGAGCUGCCUCAACCUCGCCGUGCAAGAAGUAGUCCAGCUCUGCCCCUUCAACAAAGGAGCCACCAUAUGGAACUACCACUGCGUCCUCCGCCAUUCCAACCAAUACUUCUUAAACUCAGCCAAUGACUCUGACGUCUUCUACUUAAGAAGCAACGAGCACGUCAAUGAACAAGGUCCGUUUAACAAGACUGUCAUUGAGAUGAUGGAUUCUGUGUUCAGGUGGGCAGCCUACAACACGUCUAAGAAGUUUGCCACUGGGGAGGCCUACUUUAACCAGAAGUUCCACAAGAUAUAUGGUUUGGGACAGUGUACUCCGGAUUUGUCAGGGGAUCAGUGCCUUCAAUGUUUGCGUGGCACAUGUAAGAUGAUGAGGAAUAUGAUUGCAGGAAGGCAACUUGGGAGCAUUCUUGGAGUGAGGUGUAAUGUGAGGUACUCUACGAAUCCAUUCUUUAAUGGCAGACCUGCAGUACUGUAUGCCAACUCUCAGUCACCACCUGGAACUUUAGUUCCUACCCCUGCUGCAAGCCCUUCCUCUGCUAGCCUUCCAGGAAAUGAAGGAAGCAGCAACCAUGCAGGAAUGAUUGCUCUUUUUGUUGUCCUUCCUUUCAUUGCUUCUAUGGUGCUUCUCUCUGUUAUUUAUGUUGGUUUUCGGAGGCGAACUGGUAGGAAGAUGGUGUUCCUUCCUGAAACUGAAGAUGAAACACUAUUGGCAAGUGCAGAGUCCAAAUUGUUUGAUUUGAGUACUCUAAGAGAAGCUACUGAUCACUUCUCUGAUGCAAAUAUGCUGGGUGAAGGUGGAUUUGGUCCAGUGUAUAAGGGAGCAUUGAAGGAUGGGCAAGAAAUUGCCGUGAAGAGGCUGUCCAGGACAUCCGCGCAAGGAUUGUUGGAAUUCAGGAAUGAGGUGGUUUUUGUUGCUAAGCUUCAGCAUAGGAACCUUGUAAAGUUAUUGGGCUGUUGUUUAGAAGAGAAUGAGAAGCUUCUUGUUUAUGAGUACCUUUCAAAUACGAGUCUUGACAAGAUUUUAUUUGAUCCUCUUAGAAGCCAAGUAUUGGAGUGGUGUACAAGAUAUAAGAUUAUCGAAGGCAUCAGUCGAGGACUUCUUUAUCUUCAUGAAGAUUCACGUCUAAGAAUUAUUCAUCGGGAUUUAAAGGCUAGUAAUGUUUUGCUAGACAAGGAUAUGAACCCCAAAAUUUCUGACUUUGGUCUUGCUAAGCAUUUUGGGGCAAACGAGACUCAUAAAAACACGACAAAAAUUGCCGGAACAUAUGGAUACAUGGCACCUGAGUAUGCCAUUCGUGGAAUAUUCUCGACCAAGUCAGAUGUUUUUAGCUAUGGUGUCUUGGCCUUGGAGAUUGUAACUGGUAGAAAAAACAGUGACUUCCAAAAAUCAAAUCCUACUACAAACCUUCUCAGCCAUGUUUGGCGGCAAUGGAAUGAAGGGAAUGCAUUGGAGUUGGUUGACCUAAUUCUUGGUAACAGAUUCAUCAAAGAACAGGUGUUGAGAUGCAUCCACAUUGGGUUACUUUGUGUCCAAGAAGACCCAACAAAGAGACCUAGCAUGGCUUCAAUUGCGAACAUGCUCAGCAGUCAUUCCAUUCCUCUUCCAACAUCUACUGCACCAGCCUUUUUCAUCUUACCGGAUUUAGUUCUUGAUUUUGUUAAAGAGGAGGAUGUCAUUGGGUAUACAGUGCACGCCCAAAUGAUCUCUGAAAAUGAAGUAUCUAUCUCUGAAAUGGACCCUCGAUAAAUAUGGGCUUGAUAUCCAGGUUUGUUGCACUUAUUGCUUAGUAAGUUAAC
Dioscorea cayenensis subsp. rotundata (Guinea yam) is the source of this 2120-nucleotide messenger RNA. Its product is annotated as putative receptor-like protein kinase At4g00960. The record is from RefSeq and is a predicted model, not a curated record. Gene Ontology annotation, biological process: protein phosphorylation. The coding region runs from base 58 to 2070 and encodes 670 amino acids. NCBI's taxonomy places the organism in Eukaryota, Viridiplantae, Streptophyta, Magnoliopsida, Dioscoreales, Dioscoreaceae. Gene Ontology annotation, molecular function: ATP binding; protein kinase activity. The transcript is spliced from 6 exons.